Molecule: messenger RNA, 818 nt
Organism: Erigeron canadensis
Lineage: Eukaryota; Viridiplantae; Streptophyta; Magnoliopsida; Asterales; Asteraceae
Exons: 4
Coding region: 104-550 (148 amino acids)
Source: RefSeq, a predicted model, not a curated record
UGCCAUAGUCAAUACUCAAUAAUAAUACCAAGUCACCCUCAUUUUCUCUUUAUAUUCAAUUCAAUCAAAUCUUUUUUUCUAAGAAUCUACUGGCUUCGUGCACAUGAAAACACAUACGGAACCCACUUUGCCUGUUCUACCAAGACUUGAUCGUCUUGAUCGUCUGUUAGAGCUAUUGGAGGAGAAACAUAGCAAAUCCGCAAGGUUUGGAUCUACUACCAAAGCCGACGAUGAUCAUAAUUAUAACGGAGAUGGUGAUUAUAAAGAAAGGAAGCGUGACAACAUGAAUUGCAGGACCUUGUUGUCUGCCCUUGAUGAUGUUCAUCACAAAGGCACCCUUAUAGAUCGACUUGGAAUGCUCGAGAAUCGCGUGCUACAGUUAAGUAUGGACUUGGAACAUGGGAGCAUAUCAAGAUCAAGCUCAUCGACCACUUAUGCUACCAAGGAGGAUAAAGAACGCACAAGUGAUACAUGUACUUUAAACUCAAAUGGCAAGAGAAAGAGAAGGGUGCACUUCAAAUGGAUCGGAUGGUUCGCUAUGAGAUGCUAGUUUUUUUUUCUUCUUUCUGAUUCAAUGAUUCAAUGGCUACAUUUACACAUCAAUCGCAAGGUGGACAAUUACACUUCAACUAUGUGAUUGCUAACUCUAUUAACUUUUGUAGUCCACCAAUAGCACCAAUAAGUUGACAUAAACUAUGGUGUUAUUAUGGGCAUUUUUUUGAUAAUACAUGUAAAUUGCUAGUCACCUAUAAACUCAGCGUUAUAUAUGUGUCAAUCUGUGGGAUGCUUAUGUAUGAACACAACAUCUAGGCCAUGUU